CCUGGGGCACGGGGAAGCAAACCAAGUCCCUCUCCAAGUUCUCCACCUCGGCACUCCGAGGAGUUUUCUCUUUCCGAGUGAGCGAAGCCUCUUGGGCCUGAGGAUGCGCCCCGGAGGGGCUGGGGAGGGGCUGGGGAGGGGUGGGCCGCUCGGUGCCUGCGGCCCUCUCCGAGCUUUUCCGGCCUUGUCCCCUACCGCGGGCCUCGACCCCCUCCCUCCCAGCCUGCCCGCAGAUGAGGUCAUGCCCGAGCCAUCCCGGGGGUGGGGGACUUGGAUACCGCGGCACAGGGUGUGUGUGGCGAGGCUGGAGAGGGUGGCAAAGGCAGAGAACUUCGGCGGCUUCUACCAAACUGGGAGGUGUAGAGUGGGCGCCGUUUUGUGAGCGGCUCCCAACGGCAACCAGGGAGGGGAAGAAUCGACUUUGUUUACAGACCUGAGCCUCAGGCUGAGGCUUGGGGAGGAGGGAGAGUCCUGUACUCCGCCCCACUGCGCAUCUGCAGCCUCCCGGAACAUCUGGCUGAGCUUGUGCCGGAGCCCCGCACCUCCAUCCCCACCCCCGCUCUGAGGUGCCGUGUCCCGCACGGCCUUUGGGCGUUCAGAGUCGGGGUAGGAGGAUUCCAGAGCUCCCCACCCAUGCUACCCACUUGCAAAACACCGAGUCGCCGCGGCGACCACAGACCAGCAGAUAGAUCCUGAUGGGCUCGAGGCUGUGGUCACAGCCAGGUUGCUGGCCAGGUCUCUCUCCGCCUUGCAGAUAACGUUGAAGCUGUCGCUCAGCGUCCCUGGAUCGCCCCCUCUGUUUUGAGGGCUGCGCUGUCUGAGGCUUCCGCACCGGCGGGCGCCGGCCUUGUGCAAGGCGUGGACCCUGCCUCUGCGCACGCGGAGCCCGGUCCAGGCCUAGCACUGACGCAUCUGGGAAACUGAGGCUUUGCAUGUCUCCCCAGCUGGGCUCGGAGAGGCUGCCCGAGCGGCAGGGCUUCUAGGAACCAUGACCCAAGUCUUAGGACCACCUGUUGACAGCGCGGCGCUGGAGCGGCUGCUCUUGCGGUGUCCUAUUGGUGCACAGCCUGGGGCGACCUCUUCCACUCCCUGCUGCAGGUGGGGUGUCUUGGACCUAUUCCAGGGUGGGGUAGGACGGGACCUCUGUCCUUCCAUAGACGCUGCGCUGUGACGCAGGUCCACUGCGCGCUCGAUUCCAGGAGGCUCCGCGCAGGGCCUGCAGCAGGGGGCCGGUCAGGCAAGCCUGAUCAUCGGGGCAAGUGCAUGUCCUACAGGAUGACCGGGGCUGAGAGGGCACUCACUCCACACUGCAUCCCAUGCCCAGACCGGAUCCUUGGCGCAGGAAGAGAAGUCUCGCCUAAAGUCCCACGGUGCCGGACGCCUCAGCGAUCCCACCUUGAACCUGGGCUUAGCGCCCCCUAGCGGGCGGGUGCUCCGGGCAGCAAGCGCGCUGACCUGCAGGAUACUGGCUGAGGGUGACCCGGCGGCCCGCGUGGCUGUCCUGGACGUUCUUACAUGGGACAAGAAUAAUCUGUCAGGGCUAGAGGCCCAGGCCAAGAGUCGCCUCCCCCAGAGCGAUCUGGGGCAGCGAGGGAGAAGCCGGGCCGGGCUGGGGCUGCCGGGACAGCGCAAGGAGUGGCUGGAGGCCUGGGUCUUGUUCCUCCGUGCGACCCGAGCAGCCGGCCUCUGCAGAGCCGAGCAAACACUGCUCCCGCUGCGGCGUGCGCGCAGGACCAGCAGCGGUGGCCGUGCAGGCGGUGAGACCUCGGCGCUGCUCCUGCUGGGUGCGACCCCGGGCGCACCCACCGCGCGACGAUGAGGGCGCGGCCGCAGGUCUGCGAGGCGCUGCUCUUCGCCCUGGCACUCCAGACCGGCGUGUGCUAUGGCAUCAAGUGGCUAGCGCUGUCCAAGACACCGGCAGCCCUGGCGCUGAACCAGACGCAGCACUGCAAGCAGCUGGAGGGCCUGGUGUCAGCGCAGGUGCAGCUGUGCCGCAGCAACCUGGAGCUCAUGCACACCAUCGUGCACGCCGCCCGAGAGGUCAUGAAGGCCUGCCGCAGGGCCUUUGCUGACAUGCGCUGGAACUGCUCCUCCAUUGAGCUCGCCCCCAACUACCUGCUUGACCUGGAGAGAGGGACCCGGGAGUCAGCCUUCGUGUAUGCGCUGUCGGCUGCCACCAUCAGCCACGCCAUCGCCCGGGCCUGCACCUCUGGCGACCUGCCCGGCUGCUCCUGCGGCCCUGUGCCAGGUGAGCCACCCGGGCCCGGGAACCGCUGGGGAGGAUGUGCAGACAACCUCAGCUACGGGCUCCUCAUGGGGGCCAAGUUUUCCGAUGCUCCUAUGAAGGUGAAAAAAACAGGAUCCCAAGCCAAUAAACUGAUGCGUCUACACAACAGUGAAGUGGGGAGACAGGCUCUGCGUGCCUCUCUGGAAGUGAAGUGUAAGUGCCAUGGGGUAUCAGGCUCCUGCUCCAUACGCACCUGCUGGAAAGGGCUGCCAGAGCUUCGAGACGUGGCUACCGACCUCAAGACCCGGUACCUCUCAGCCACCAAGGUUGUGCACCGACCCAUGGGCACGCGCAAGCACCUGGUGCCCAAGGAUCUGGAUAUCCGGCCUGUGAAGGACUCCGAACUCGUCUACCUGCAGAGCUCACCCGACUUCUGCAUGAAGAACGAGAAGGUGGGAUCCCAUGGGACACAAGACAGGCAGUGCAACAAGACCUCCAAUGGCAGUGACAGCUGCGACCUCAUGUGCUGUGGGCGUGGCUACAACCCCUACACAGACCGCGUGGUGGAGCGGUGCCACUGCAAGUACCACUGGUGCUGCUACGUCACCUGCCGCAGGUGUGAGCGCAUGGUAGAGCGCUAUGUCUGCAAGUAAGGGUGGGACUUCUGCACGCAGGGGUGCGGCAGCGGCAGGGCUUGCAGAUGCACCAGGGACCUUUCCUUGCGAAUUCCUGAUGCCAGGCGUGCGCAGCAGGCAGCUUGGGCUUUGCCCCCUUGGAAGCUACCCGGGACAGAAGGUCUGCUCACCCUGGAAGGAGAGCUGGACAUCAAAGGAAACCGACAAGAUUAAAAAUAACCUAGUAGCUCAGGCCCUGGAGUGCCCAGGCGCCGCCUUCCAGGCUGGUCCAAGGAGCCGGGGCAAGGGAUUGCAAGACCGAGUGGACGUGACCUUCCAGGGCCCGGAGACCAGCCUUCAGGAAUGCUCUACGGGCCCUCGGCCCACCAAAUGGAACCACUAGCUUGGGUUGUAAAUGUUUUUUGAUUUUUGUUUUUGUUUUUUGAUUUUUUUUUUCUUUUUUUCCUUUGGGGUGUGGGAGCUACAGAACUAUUUAUGAAACAUAGCUUUUUCUUUGGGGUGGUUUACCUCAGUUCCUCUUUAUAUAUUUUAUAUAUAAAUGUGUAUGUGUAUAUAUAUAUAUAUAUAUAAUGAUCUAUAUUUUAAACAAGCUUCUUAAACAGCUGUAUGAAAUAAAUGCUGAA
This is a messenger RNA of Octodon degus (degu), 3485 nucleotides long. It is a transcript of the gene Wnt11, whose product is annotated as Wnt family member 11. Bases 1816 to 2880 code for a protein of 354 amino acids. Lineage: Eukaryota; Metazoa; Chordata; Mammalia; Rodentia; Octodontidae. Gene Ontology annotation, cellular component: extracellular region. Gene Ontology annotation, molecular function: cytokine activity; frizzled binding. The record is from RefSeq and is a predicted model, not a curated record. Gene Ontology annotation, biological process: multicellular organism development; neuron differentiation; cell fate commitment. The transcript has 6 exons.